AGCGUUCUUUCGUUACGAGGAUGUGACGCAGCACAAAACGCCCACAAUUCCUUGCAAGGUUCCGGUUUGCUUUCCUUCAGUGCUAAGAUGGCGGACCGGCGACGACGAAGGAGGCGCGCGUCUCAGGACAGUGAGGAGGAGGACGAAUCUGCCUCUGGUUCGGAGACCGAGAGACCAUCUUCUCCAGGGGGAAAGGCUCGUGUAAGGGACCCCGAGCCCGUGGAGGUGCCAACUGUACGAGUUGUGGUGAAGAGGGAUGACGAAUCGGAGUGUGAGAGUGAAGAUGGGGUAGGCGAGGCGGUAUUGUCGGACUAUGAGAGUGCGGAUCCUGAGGAGAACGGCUCGCAUUCAGAGGGAGGAGAGGAGGAGGAUGAUGAGCGGGAGCAGUUCAGCGAGGAAGAGUCAUCUCGGCCCGCUGAUGUUCCCCCUGCCGAACCCGACGGCCCUGCCGUGGAGCUGCAGCUGGAGAUAGAGGGAGAGGCGGGAGAGGUGGUAGAGGCUGGAGAGGUGGAAGAGGCGGGAGAGGUGGAAGAGGCUGGAGAGGUGGGAGACGCAGGAGAGGUGGGAGACGCAGGAGAGGUGGUAGAGGAGGAGGAGGAGGUGGAAGAGGAAGAGGAGGUGGAGGUGGAGGUGGAAGAAGGCGAGGCUGGAGAGGACACCAAGACAGAGGACAAGAGCGACCUUGCCGGAGAGAGGCAAAGUGGAGAUGGACAGGAGAGCACCGAUGACCCUGAGAACAAAGGUGAUGUCAAAACUGGCCAGAAGUUGGACGACGACGAGGAUCGCAAGAACCCCGCUUACAUCCCCCGCAAGGGCCUGUUCUUUGAGCACGACGUGAGAGGCCAGACACAGGAGGAGGAAAGGCCAAAGGGCCGUAACAGGAAGCUGUGGAAGGACGAGGGUCGCUGGGUGCACGAUAGGUUUCGAGAGGAGGAGCAGGCGCCUAAGUCCCGCGAGGAGCUGAUCGACUUAUACGGUUACGAUAUCCGCAACGGCACGGGACCCAGCGAGGGACGACAGUACCGCCCGCGCAAGCCCAGGCACAGCUCGCCCCCGUCCCGUGACAAGCGUUACCGUGACCUAACAUGCGAGAAACCUGCCCCUCGCUCCUCCUGGCAAGGUGCCCGCAGCGUCCCCCCUUCGCCGGGUCCCCAAUCAACCGGCCCUCCGCACCCCUCCAGCAACCCUGCUCCCUUCGCUCCGCGCCCCUCUGCCCCCAGAGUCUCCUCCUCCCAGGCCCCGCCCAACCGGGGCUUCCAGGGCAGCCGCCCGCAGCCUAACAUGCACAGGGGUGAGGGGCGCGGGGAGAGGGGCCCAAGGUCCGGCGCCGACGUCCCUGCCCCCCGGUCGCAGCGGCCACAGCACGUGGAAGGGGAGCGUGGCCCACGGCUCAGGGGGGUCAGAGGCCCUGGGCCUGGGUUCCAGUCGGAGCGGAGCCCCUCUGUGGUGGUGGAGGACGUGCAGCACCUGGGUGAGUCUGGCGAGCUGGACGACGACCUGUACGACGAGGGGCCCGCCAUCACCAAGACGACCACUUUCACCAGCUCCAGCUACAGCCACUACAGCAAGACGGAGAGGGACAUCGCUGUGGCGGCCACUGCCGCGGCGACGGCCCCGUCGUUACAGUUUUCGCGGCGACAGCAGGACCCUUCUCCUCCCUCUCUUCAGCAGCAGAAUAGCGGCAGUGGCAGAGGGGAUAUCCCGGCAUCCUCGGCGGGCCGGGAAGCCUCGCCGCCCCCGGAGCGGCCGGUGGAGAGGAAGUCAUACUCGGCCGCCCGCAGAACUCGACCGCGGCCCUCAGACAUUGGCAAGCAGGCGUCUCUGGAGGAGCCCUCGCCCCUGCAGACAACUACGCCCCCUACUGGAGCAGGAGGUGCAGGAGGCAGCAGUAGCAGCAGCGGCGGUGAUAGCGGCGGGAUAAAGGGGGAGCAGUGGCAGGGCGGUCAGGGGGAGAGCGGAGCGCCGGCCACCCUCACGGGCCUGGACCAGGACCUCGCCAGGCUCAGCCUCGCUGGACAGAACUGGGCUCAGAGCCCGCCAUCAUACCUGCGCGCAGAUCUGAGGGGUAUUCCCAGUUCUAUGCACAUGGGUGGAGCUCCACCUCCGUAUGCCAACAUGGAGGAGAUGGGUGUUGGCGGUGGUCGGGCGAAGCGCUACUCGUCCCAGCGGCAGCGGCCUGUGCCUGAGCCUGCCCCACUGCACAUAGGAGUGAUGGAGGGCCACUACUUCGAACCCAUGUCUUACCAGGGACCAAUCUAUGCCCACGGCGACAGCCCCGCUCCUCUCCCGCCCCAGGGCAUGCUGGUCCAGCCGGAGAUGCACCUCCCACACCCGGGCCAUCCAGGUCUUCAUCCUCACCAGUCAGGCGGACCCAUGCCGAACCCCGCCCUCUACGCCGCUCCGCCUGUUUCCAUGUCGCCGGGGCAACCGCCUCCCCAGCAGCUCCUGGCCGCACCCUUCUACCCGCCCCCCGGGGUCAUGACCUUCAGCAACACCAACUUCCCCUACUCCCCGGGCACUGCGCUGCCCCCUAUGUACAACCCCAACCCACAGGCCCAGUCGCAGGUCUACGGGGGGGUCACGUAUUACGACACGAUGCAGCAGCACGCCCAGCCCAAACCCUCACCCCCCAGACGCUCCUCUCAGCCCGUCACUGUCAAGCCGCCCCCGCCAGAGUUUAUGUGCGCGCUGUCGCCCUCUGCAGGACCGGGGUGGUAAACAGAGUGAGGAGGUGCGCUCGUAGCCCCCAGUGUGGCGAUGUGGGGCCAGGCUGGGCACAAGGUUGUCUUUCGAGGACCAGCACCACUUGUGGAUGGACACAGAUUCAUUCUCCUUUUCUUUUUUCUUUUUUUUGGUCAAUUUUUAAAUUUCAUUGUUAGUAAUAUGUUGCUAAUUUCGUUCCUUCUCUUUAUGUUUUUCUUUUCUAACAUUUUUGUGUUGUACAUUGAGUGUUUGCUCACCCCUUCAGUUCAAUUCCCCAACCCCCUACUGUGCUCAUGAUUUUAAAAUCCUCUCUUCUGAUCUGAUCUCGCUCUCUCUCUGCCUUUCGGAGGAGACUCGCUGGCAUUAAAAAAUGUUUCAGGCUUAGGAGGACUGCCGUCAAGCCAAGGGGACCUGGGCUGGGGUUGGAGGGAGUUGAAAGUGGCCUAAUGGUGACGUACUGUAAAUUAGACUGCCACAUCACAGCCACAGGACCCCCCGCAACCAUCGCAUGGAUCUUAUCCGUUAUAAUACAAAAUUGUGCGGUGGUUCGACUCCGUUCGUGAACCGAGUUGUUUGCUGUCUGUAGCAGCUUAAAGAAGACUUCCCAGUCUCUCUUGGUUGUUAGUAGACUCAGUGGUAUUUGUUCUGGAAUUCUCUUCCAGGUCACAAUAUCUCGGCAACAGAAUGAGGGCGGCAGAUUGGAACAACGAGGCAAAUGUUUACUGUAUACCUGUUUAACAAACGGCUUGAGGCAGCUGUCUCAUUGGCUGGUCAGUCCUGUUACCAUGCCAGCAGGGCCUAAGAGGGGGAGCAUGUUUUUAGUGGACAGUUGGGUCCUGUGUAACACUAGAGCAUCACUACAAACGCCUAUCGCCACAUCAGUCCCUGUUUGUGGUUUCGGUCGAGGCUAUUUGAAUUGAACUGAAUUCAGAUGGAGGACGUGAAGUGUAUUAAAGGAGAAAGUAGUGUAGUCACUUGCCCACAUGGUGUUUCAGAGAAUGAAAGGAACCUGUUUAGAACUGAAUUACAACCCAUUUUCUCUUGCGAUAAUUUAGCCGUUUCCCCCGCGGUUACUGGUGCUUACAUCCCCUUCAGUCAUCCCUACUUUGAAUGGACUUUAGAGUGAAAUGCUCUUCUGAAGUACUUGACCAAUCCACUCACAGUAUGGUUUUAUGGAAGGCGCUGGUGCUAGUAGGAGCAUGUAGCAGAGGGCGAUCCUGAUUUAAAAAAAAAAAAAUUUCACUAGAGAGGAGGCGCUUUUCUCUGUGUUCUCUCCUUUUUCCUUUUUCCCUUUUGCUAACUUCCGCCUUGUGCUGUGUGGAGUUGAAAAUACUGUAUUAUCAGAGUAAAACCCAUUAACCUUUAGCUUAAACUGAAGUACUUGACAGUGCAACUGCUUGGUGAUGACGUUUUUAAUGUAAGUGUGUGUAUAGACAAGUGUAUAUUGAAGCCUGUGGUUUAUUGAGCUGUAAUACUUUUGAUGAUUUCAUUUUUGUUUGUUUCUAGUUACCCGAGGAGUACUGUCAGCUUGAGCUAAAUCGGCAGGGAAGCCCCGGCCUGUUCAUUUUCGUUGGUCUUAUAUUUGUAAAGAUGGGGAAAAAUGAAAGGAUUUAAGGAAAACAACUAAUGACCCUGUAGUGGCCAGAGACAAAGAUGGCAGUCCCGCUUCUAUUACGGUUAAAGAUAGGAACGGAGGCUCGUCUAUAAGCCACUUGUUUCCCAGGGGGGUGGGGUUGCUUUUGAAUUGUAACUUUGCCUUCCAGUAAUGCUGUACAGACAUGCAUGAGGAUAAAAAUAUAUUUCAUUGUGAAAGCAAUUGUAGAGGGGUGUCAGGGGCUGAAAGCUGUUAUAUUCUACCCCCUACAGGGGAGCACAGGAUGCUGUUGUUAUUUUCUUUCUUAAGUAAACAAAAUAAAUUAAAUUAAAUGACUUUCCUCCAUUUUUAUGUUCCACAGAGAGCCUAACAGUAUAUAAACAAAAAUAGUCGCAAUGUUCGUUCUCAGUGUUGAUUAGAUAUGACUGAUUGAUUAAUUUUAAGAGUAAUUUAAAAUGUAUUGCGUUUUAUGCCUUAAUGAUGGAAUCGGUUAAACAUAUCUUCGGUUUUGUUUCGAAUAGACCUGCCAACACUGUGAGGCCGUGUGCUUGUUUUGUCAGUGAUCGAAUAUACAAUUUUUAUUUUAUUUUUUUCCGUUUUGUUUUGUGGAGAAAUUUUGUCAGGAGGACUAUUAAAAAAAGAAUUUGAGUCUGAAA
Molecule: messenger RNA, 4953 nt
Organism: Clupea harengus (Atlantic herring)
Lineage: Eukaryota; Metazoa; Chordata; Actinopteri; Clupeiformes; Clupeidae
Gene: casc3
Product: casc3 exon junction complex subunit
Biological process (GO): mRNA processing
Cellular component (GO): exon-exon junction complex
Molecular function (GO): mRNA binding
Source: RefSeq, a predicted model, not a curated record